AUGCAAUCCUUCAUCUCUCCCCACUUUCCGACACACUGCGCCGCGGCCCACGUCGCGCUCUUUACCAAUGUUCGGAAUUCGGCCGCGCUGCGCUCACGCAUCGUCCGCGCCAGCCAGAUGGAUGGCCCCGAAGGCGACGCCGAGCGCGAGGCUGUCAGUUUCGCAUUCGUAGAUCCUCGUCUCAUCUGCAGUCUAUUGCACCUCCAGACGGCGAUCUACCAGGCAGUCCUUGCCCACACCCAAGGAUCACUGCGAACCAAGACUGUGCACUCGGAGAUCUAUAAAGAAGGGAGCGUCCUAUGGGCUCUGAACCCGACGAACAACAUAUCCGACGCCAUCCGACGUUACGGUAUCACCGAUGCCACCUCUUCCCUCAUUGUCGUCCGGAUAUGCUCUCCGGAGCCCGCGGAUGUGCAAGGCCUCAUGGGUGCCGUUGUGGAAGGCGAUCUUGUGCUUCUAGACAAACUUGCAGACAUCACCGACUGGUCGAGUAUCAAGAAGUACUACAAGCUCAACGGAGAACAGGCGUUCAAAUACGUGCCACAAAACUCGCCUCAAGAGCGUGAAGUCAUCUCCGAGAUCGUGACAAGUUCUGUUGCGAUGAAGAGUGUUGCGGCACAAUGA
Molecule: messenger RNA, 624 nt
Organism: Epithele typhae
Lineage: Eukaryota; Fungi; Basidiomycota; Agaricomycetes; Polyporales; Epitheliaceae
Product: CGI-121-domain-containing protein
Exons: 5
Coding region: 1-624 (207 amino acids)
Biological process (GO): tRNA threonylcarbamoyladenosine modification; telomere maintenance via recombination
Cellular component (GO): EKC/KEOPS complex; cytosol; nucleus
Source: RefSeq, a predicted model, not a curated record